GACGCUCAGUGCCGUUAAAAAUGUUUUAGGGUGAGCAACGUGUCUCUGACAGUAGGUCAAUAAAUAACAUUAGGAAAUUCGUUUAAAUUACGACUGAUUUGAGAAGAAUCCAAACGUAACUCGAUAUAUUUUUCACAUUGUUAUGUGAUAUAUUGUUGUAGUAAUAAGCAAAAUGGGGACCGAUUAUCUAUAGGUAUUCAAAAUAACAUAUGAAGUGCCUGUUACCUACCUCAACAUUUUGAGAUAAACGUUCACAGCGAAAUAUGUUUGACGUUCAGACCAACGGCCUAUAAUACGUUUAAUAGCAGCGUUGCCGUUGUGCACAUUCGAUUUGUGACGAAGACUGAGAUCGUAUGUUCUUUUUUGCCUCUUGGCAUCAUAGUUUGCUCGCAAAUGGCAUUGGCAGAGAAAAAUUACACAGUCGAUAAGGAAGAGCAAGACGAAACCUACUAACCCAAGAUAGGGUGUGGACAUGGCAAGACGGUGUUUUCAACGGCUAACACACUCGCAAUAGCGUGUAAAAAUUUCAUGGUUGUUUGAGAAUUGAUACGUUUUUUCUAUUCCAUAUGUACACCAAACACAUUGUCAACAAUGCUAACGUUUUACAAUUUUUAUCGCCAACUGAAGAAUGAUUUAACCGUAAAAUGGUUGAAAAUGUCAACCGCACAGAAUUUAUAUAUGGCGGGACGCCGUAUACAGACGACGGCACUCAUUGGGUGGACAAGCCAAAGUCUAACCAAGUGUUCGCCGUUGAGGAAAUCGAUGACUCAUCCACUAUGCCCUCGGAUAUGAUACCCACGGGAACGGGAGGUCCAAUUGUUAUUCGUACAGAAGAAGCAUUUAUUGUCAUAUGCGUUAUGAUACUGUGGGUAGCAGCAAUUGCAUUAUUUUUUAAUCGAUGGGGAAAAAUUCGAAUGUUGGAACCAUAUCAACCAAAAUUCCACGAAGAAGAACAUAGACCUAGUUGUCCAAUGGUUGAGCUAGCUAGCACUACUGGCAUCGGUCAUAGUAUAACUGGCGGGCAUCGAACUUCUUUUUCGAAAUUCAAUGUGAAUAGUUGUCUUGAACCGUCUGCAAUAUUCCAAACCAUUCAGCCUACCCAUAGAGCGCUACAGAUUCGUCCCAGGCAAAAUUCCAUGUUUGCCGGGGGAGGAGCCCUUCCAGGUUCUUGCGGUCCUCCAAUAAGUCAUUGCACGCUAAUGUCAGACCGGCCGAGAAAGGCCAAAUCAGCGGCCGACAUCAAGUCACUGAUACAACACGAAUGCUCGCCGGCCCGGACAAGCCGAUCAAUGCUGCCAAUGACAAUAUCGACGGAAAGACGUGUAUCGUGUGCACCGUCCGGUUCUCUGAUGGUCUCGGCCGUCAAAGAGCGCCGUUCGUGUAGUCUUUUCCCGUCAGCGUCCGACAAACGCUUUUUACCACCUCCACUGGCGUCGUCGUCAAUUCAAAGUCAACCGACACAGUGUGUGUGUGAAGGGCCAAUCGGCACAUCGUCAGCGUGGGCCCAAGCCAAACGUGAUUUUCUUUUGAUGCCGUCGACGUCUCUCGGCGGAAGCCGUCGGACGUCCGGCGGAAUGGACCACCUCUGUCCGGCUUCUAUAACGCUAAAAGACAGGCGGCCGUCAUUCAACAACGUCAUAGCACAGGUAACGGCUGAACGGAGGCCGUCGUCCAGCAUGCUUAGGAUCAGCAACGUUUAGAAUAGCCUCUCUGUAUUUUUAUUAUCCUUUACUUUUAACUUUUACGUUUUAAUAUCAUUUAUUUGUUUGGUUUUACAUUUUUCAAAUGAUGAAAAUUCACUUUAUUCUCAUCAUAUUGAUUAAUCCUGAGCAAGUUACACACAAGUGUAAAUAUUUAUGACAGCUGUUGCUGAGAUUGAUUUCAAAAUGCAGUCACACAAUAAACAACUAAACAAGCAUUCAUUUUACACGUAUACCGAACAAAUAUUUGAGUUAACUAAUAUAUAAAUGUAAUUUUUACAUUUAAGUUAGGUCGUAAUUUUUAUAUUUCUUUGUAUUAGUAAACAUUAAGCACCCUCUCUUAUUUCUAACUAUAGUUUAAAAAAGAAAUUAUUUCAAAAAGUGUCAUUACUAGGUUUAAAAAUAGUUCUAAAAAAGAACGAAAAUUCGAGUGCCUUAAGCAAUUUUGCCUAGAAUAGCCACACAAUGUAUCAAAAAAUGUAUGUGUGCUAGUGUCAUAUUUCUUUCACUCUCAAGUGUUGGUAUGGUAUUUUUUGUCGUUAUUCUAAAUUGAUUGUGUGUAGUUAAACUGAGCAACUUGAAUAAAUAUAGAACUAUUAUUUUUUAAAGUCUCAGGUCAACAUUUUUGGCGUUAAUAUUUUGUUUAAAAACUUAUCAAAUACAUUAAAGAAAUAUAGAAUAUAUAAAAUAAGAAAUAUAAAAUAAGUGUGACAUUUAUUUAAGUUUUAAAAGUUGUUUUAUUAAAUCAUAACACGACCAAUAUUAUACGUAUUGAUCUUUUUAUUGACUCAAAAGACGCACAAGUACCCUAGAGAAGCAGCAUUAAGAAUCACACUUUAAAGUCAAGUACUCAAUAAAGGCACAGUUUUAAAUUUCAAGAGAAUCGCGGGGAUUAAGCAGAGAGAGAGAUAUGAUUUUUAAGUACUGUUGACUUUAACCUUUCAAGUCGGUAACCACGCGGUUAUAGUUAUUUUUCUCUUUGCUUAAUGAUCCUGGUAAAUUUUACUUACAUAAUAGCUACUAUUUGACUUCACUCGUUCAAAUAGUACAUUUUACAUUAUGUGCAGGCAUUAUGUACAUGUGAUUCACGUACAUUAAAGUGUAAUGUACAUGAAUCAUAAACUUUCAAUAUUUUCAUAGCGUUCAACUCCACUCGCAUAAAGACCUCGACAAUACCUUCACAUUUCAACUGUUGGGUAAACAAAAAAAAAAACAUAAUUUUCGUACCUUUUUUAUAAGUUUUAUAUUAUUUUGAGAAUUUAAUAGUCUAUUUCAUAUUUCACCUUUAUCUAUACAUUACCAACGAACUUCCUUAUACAGCUGCAAUGUUUGCAUAGUGCCUUACAAACAAACUAAAAAAAAUCUAAUUAAUAAUAUCACGAUAUUUAUAGUAGUUCACUUUAUAGCACGUGAUUUUUUAAGAAUACUACCCUCUUUUUUCAUUAAGUAAUGAUUUUUUAAUAAAUACUUAUUUAUUUAUUAUUAUUAACAUUACGGGAAAUAGCCCAAAAAAUACAAUAUGUAUUUGACAUAUUGUACAAAUUUAAAUUAAAUUUAUUUUUAUCAAUUCAGAAAAGUUUAUUGCAAGAAAAAAAUAUUGAAAAGACAUUUUAAGUGUAAUUUACAAAAGUUAAAUGAAAACCUUUUAUUAUUAAAUGAAGAGCGAUUUAAAUACAUUUUUAACUGGUCUAUAGCCCGUUUUGUCAUAUUAAUUUUUGAGACAUUAGCAUUUAAACGUUUAGAAAAGGCUAGAGAGAGUGUACAAAGGGUCAUAUAUUAAAAAAAUUAACAAAAUCAUUUACAGAUUACAUUAAUUUAUACACUUGUAAUUUGUAACUAUAGAAAAUUUAUAUUAAUUUAAUUAUGUCGAAUUCAAUUUAAAUGUAAAUAUAUAUAUUUUUUUCAUUUUCUGAUGAAUUAAUUUUCUGAUUAUCUUUUCAAUCUCCACUUAACGAAAUUGUUUUGAUCGCAUUUACAUUGAAAUGAGGUUUUGCUGUAAUGAAAGCUGAUUAUAGAUCAGUUAAAAAUUUACCUAGCCCGUUCUCUACAUAAUAGUAAAAAAAAAUAUUAGAAUUCUAUUUAGCUUUUGAAAGUUAUCCACAAUCUACCCUUGAAAAUGAUUUUUAUUAUAAUUAACUUAAUAUUUAAUAUGGUUCACAAAAAUAAUACAAAUUAUAAUAUGUUCAUUUUAUUAAUAUUAUUAAUAUUUUACUAUCCCAUUUUAAAAAUUUUGGGCGGUGUUCUUAAUUAAUCAAUCUGUAUAAAUUAAAUUUUGCUAAAUCGUCACUUAAGAUACUACAUCCGAUAUCUUACUUUUUGUCAAAUUAAGUUAGUAACAAUAUGUUAUCUAAAUUUUCACGAGAAAUCGUUCGGUGAGCUGAAAACAAACAUAUAAAUAACAACAAAAGUAUAAAAUAAAUGUAUAAAAAUAAAAUCUUCUGGAAAGUUGAUAAAAGUGAGAUAUCGAGUGUUGCAUCUUAAGCGACGAAAUAUUUAAUAUAAUUAUAAGUACAGUGUUUUCAAAUAAACCGAAUUUUCUUAUGCACCAAUAAAUUCAUAAAAUUCAUUCUGUCUAAGAAUAUAAGAAUAGAAUACUAAUACUAUAUAUUAUGAAACUAUUUUUUUACUUAAUAAAUAAAUAUGUACUUUAAUAGUAGUAUACCUAAUAGAAUAAUAAUUGGUUGUUUUAUUUAGUGUUAUAACAAAUAAAAAUUAUAAUUUGAUUCGGUGUAUUAAAAAUCGAAAACCGAAAUGGGUAGUCCGCAAUUAAUGAUAUAAACUUAUUAAAAAUAACUUAGAUAAUACUUCCAUAAAUAUCGUCUUUUAAAACAUUUUCAAUAUUUUAUUUUAUAUAUAAUUUUUUUUCUAGAUAUUGUAGUAAACAAUUGAUUUUAACAUAAAUUGUGAUAAGAAACUUUUGUCAGUUUAACGACCAAUUAUUGCGAAAUUUAUUAAUAGUCUGAAUAAUUGCCUGAAUUUAUGGACUACAAUGAGAUAAAACAAUUUAAGUUCAAUCUAAUAUUAAAAAAAAAACACAAUAAUAUAUGUGUUAAUUAAAUAGCCUUUGAAAGUGCCAAAGUAGUCCACUUUAUCUAUAAUAGAAUUUAGAUUGUACAAAGCUAGCGUAACUUUUAGUCAUAUAACCUUAUCUGGGACAAUAUUUGACUAUUAUAUUAUAUUAUUAUUAUUUAGUUCAAUGUUGUAUGACUGCAAAAAUGUUUGAAAAUUCAUUAAAAGCAUGCGACAACAUUAUGUAUAAAUAAUUUUAAAAAAGUACUUAGUUUUUUAUUAAACUAUCAUAAUGUAGUAUAUUGGACCAAAAAUUAUUUUAAGAUAUGUAUAAAAUGUAAUAAUCUUAAAAUAAUAUAAAUAUUUGAAUUAUAUAAGUUUUCUACUGAAUAUAGUAAAUUUUAAUUAUAUUCAAAAAUUACAAGCGGUUACUGGACCACAAUAUACUUAAACUCUAUUAUAUACAUAAUAGAGAUUAAUUGAAUAAUUGUAUUUAUUUUAUAAAAUUAUAUAAGACUUGGAUGUAGUUUUUAGUUCUUAGAUGUAAAACUAUACUUAAUUUAUAUUUUGUAGCAAUUUAUAACUUUAUAAAAAAUUUAAUAAUGUACAUAAAAAAUUUAGAUCAUUCAUUUAUAAUUAAUUAAUUAUAAGAUGCAUAAAAUAAAUUUGUUAUAUUUAGUUAGGUAAAAAUUAAAUAUAUCCUAACUCGCUCUUUUCUCUCUUUUUCUCUAUUUCACUAU
Molecule: messenger RNA, 5449 nt
Organism: Daktulosphaira vitifoliae (grape phylloxera)
Lineage: Eukaryota; Metazoa; Arthropoda; Insecta; Hemiptera; Phylloxeridae
Exons: 7
Coding region: 645-1700 (351 amino acids)
Source: RefSeq, a predicted model, not a curated record